Messenger RNA from Eimeria acervulina, 5346 nucleotides. RefSeq names its product tubulin delta chain, putative. The coding region runs from base 1 to 5346 and encodes 1781 amino acids. The transcript has 11 exons. The record is from RefSeq and is a predicted model, not a curated record. Lineage: Eukaryota; Apicomplexa; Conoidasida; Eucoccidiorida; Eimeriidae. Gene Ontology annotation, molecular function: ATP hydrolysis activity; ATP binding; P-type proton-exporting transporter activity. Gene Ontology annotation, cellular component: plasma membrane. Gene Ontology annotation, biological process: proton export across plasma membrane; regulation of intracellular pH.
AUGGAAGGAUCCGACGAGCCAACAUCAGUAGGAGGCGAUGAUGGAUCAUUGGGCUCCCGGAUUGGCAUCCGCGAGUCCGAUCCGCCCUCUUCACUUCUGGCAGCAAGCGACUUGGGAAAUCCAGCCUCUGAGUCGAAUGCCAAAGCUAACUUCACUCAAAUGGCACAGGAAAAUGUGUCAGAUGUUCAGGAUGAAGAGGAAUCUCCUGGACCGCUCACGCUUCUCGAGCAGCUCCGAGCUAGGCGGCUGGCACGGGACAGUAAGAUGUGGGACGUAGAAGAUGCCGACGUAGAAGCUGCACAGUUGCCAGAAAUAGCAAUUCACAUGAGCCGAGGUUCUUCUGAUGCCUCCGACGACUCGUCAUCGGCUGUUUCUGCACUAGUUUGCCCAGUAAGGAGGGCGCCAAGCUCCAUCGAAUUCGAUAACAUUAGCUCUGUACCAUACCAUGCCCAGUAUCAGCGCGUGGUGGAGCAGGAAGAAGAUGCUGAAAUGGAACGACUUCUGCAGCAGUUAGAUGAGGAACAGCAGGCUAUGCGUGAUUUGGCGGUGGCCCAACGCUACCAGCUAAUGCAAGAGCAAAUUGCCAUGAUUCAGAAGCAACUUGGACGCGAAGAUGCCAAAAUUCCUGAUCUCGAGUGGCUUAUGGCCAAUGACCCAGAGAACAAUCAUGAGCUAGAUGAGGUCAUGGCAGCGUUCGCUGCGCGAGACGAUGACCUGCCCCAAGAGGCUCCAGAAGAACCGGAAGUGCCGCUUACAUGCAAGAACAUUUUUUGCCGAUGCCCGUGGAGGGGUGACAUGAAAAAAGAUGAGAAAGCCAUCCGGUGGGCCCUGAUAUUCUGCCCUCUGGGGAUGCCUCUGUUUAUCGGCGUAAUCAUGAGCUUGUGCUCCGUGAAAAGGAGACAGAGGGUGGUGAAAGUGGAGCUGAAAGGUCAGUAUGCAGACGUUGACACUUUCCCCUUGGCUAAUGUAAAGCUAAUGGCGUAUGAGCAUGACUUUGAUGCCAUUGCGAUUACACCACCUGGUCACGGAAAUACAACACAGGUGGAGGACGAGGGGGGAGGCUUCUGGAGUGCGUCAAAUUUCCUCAAACACGCGCUGGAGUCAUGCUUGGGUGUUUCUUUGGCUAGGACCGUUGUAGUGUCCCACAGCAACUUCGUUACUCGCAAGUAUUUUCUCCCCUUUCUUAUGUCCGACAUUGCCCUGGGUUUCGUUCUCUUUGACAGCUCUGUCGGUACGGAAUGGAUGGAUGAGUAUGACACAGACGUUAACGACCACAAAUUUUAUCAAGUCAGGACCAAAAACUUUCGAGUUUUUAAUGCGGGAAGUGAUUUAGACAGGAUAACGGGGAUCGUUCAGAACAUGGCUCCGCAGCAGGAAACUCCACGUGUGCUUUCCGCCACUUCACUCAAAGGUUAUUGCCGGGCAGACCCUGAAGGAGCUGACGAUGCUUUUCCAACUAAUAGCACUAUCGGUCCAUUCGACUUUUUUCCCGGGAAGUACAAGAUGCCUGGUUGGGACAAUGCAAGGAAGCGCCUUCGUGAGAUUCCUUUGGAUGCUCCGCCCGACGAAGGAAUGGACAGCCGACUAGUAAAUAGUCAAUAUUUCGAUCCAUUACGUACCGUUCUCGUUGAAUUCCUUGAGGAACUGAAGAGCCUGUCGCUCGAAGGAAAGCUGCAGGUAGAGCAGCCGCGCCCUCUUCGAUAUAACAACAGGCAGGCUGAGUACGACAAAUCGAGAGAGAACACUACGAUAAUCGACCCGAUGACGGUGUACUGCAUCCACGACUCAGAUGCUGCAGUACCGGCUACCCGUUCGGCUGCUCCAACUGAAACCCUUCCAGUGCGUCUAGUUGAUUCAGAGAAGUACUGGCUCCAGAAAAAGGUUCAGGCACUGCGCAGCACCUCAACCACCACGGCACCCCCUGCUUCGGCUGUGGAAAAGAUAACUUCGGCUAAAAAUAUGGCUUUCCGCCUUCCCUCGUUGGGUGCUAUACUUAGCAGGCCGGUGGUCUACGGAACCUCUUCAUCCGUAUCAAAGCCCGACCUCCCAGCCCCGGAUCUAGCCUUGCAGCUCAGUAGUGACCGAACGGAACUGUCGAUUAGUGCAGACCGAAUGGAAGAACCCAAUCGCCAAGCCUCAGUUGAGGCCGGGGAUGCAGCAAAUGGGCAGCUAGCUAGUGUAGAUGCAGCAAACGAAACACUGGAUAGUGGAGAUGUAGCUAACGAACAACAGCGCGACAUAGAGGGACAGCCCGAGGGACCGAAAAAGCUGAGUCCUCCACUUUCUGAGCAGCAGGCACCUCAAGAGGGGCUACACCCACAGCAUCCUUUGCCUACUAGUGGGCAUGCCCAAGACGCAGUCAUAUGCGUCAACCGUGGAGAUGUUUCUGAGGAGAUUAGUGAUGCAGGGCUCACAACUGCUCGUGCCGAAGAGCUUCUUGCGGUCUUCGGGCCAAAUGCGGUCAAGCCCAAACAGGUGAAGCACUACGAAGUUAUUCGAGUCCCAGCAAAGCCCAUUCCCGAGUGGCAGAAGGUCCUGCAGCGCUACUUGCGCGUGACACCAAUCUUGCUAUUGGUAGCUUCACUUUUGUCGGUUUGUGUCGAAGUUGAAGGAAGUAGAGAUUGGUUGUCGUUUGCCUUGCUCCUAUUCCUUUGUAACGUGAUGGUUUGGGCAGAUUACCUGGGUGAAAGAUCAGCAUCUGAUGCAAUCAGCGCCGUUGAGAAGCUAGCUGCCGUGGAAUGCAACGCCAAGCGUGACGGAUUGUAUGUUCCUGUCAAUGUUGUUGACUUGGUGCCAGGCGACGUCGUUUGGCUUAAGGCAGGGAUGGUAGUUCCGGCAGACGGCGUUUUCAUCCCUCACCAAAAGUUCAUUUGCGUGGAUGAAUCUGCACUUACUGGAGAAUCACUGCCGAUCAAGAAAUACAGAGGCUCCGAACUGCUUAGUGGCUCUGUCGUGCAACGCGGAGAAGGGGCGAUGCUAAUCCAAAGAACAGGGGUUGAGUCGUUCUACGGCAAAACUAUCGCGCUUCUUGCUCGCGCAGAAUCAAAAGGUCAUUUGCGCACAAUUCUCGAUGCUGCUGCAAAGGUGCUGACAUGGACGGCUGUGGGCUUUGCCGUGUUUCUGAUCCUGUGGGAGAGAUUCCACCCAGUGUGGAUAGAGAGCAGCAACGGCAACGUUAACGUCGGCAUACUCUUCAAACGCGCAUUCACCUUGAUAGCUGCUGUUAUUCCUGCCGCCAUGCCCGUUGUCACCACAACGGUACUCGCUGUUGGGGCAGUAGCCAUGAGCAAAGAACACGCGGUUGUAUCGAGGCUCUCCGCCAUAGAGGAAGCCGCUGGGGUUGAAAUUCUGUGCACAGACAAGACUGGAACACUCACUCUCAACGUGUUAAGCUUGUUUCACGACGAGAUUUGUGCAGAGACCGGCUUCACCGCCGAUCAGGUACUGGUCUAUGCCUCCCUUGCAGCAACUACAACAGAUCCCGACGCUCUUGACAGUGCCAUCAACGCUGCUGUAGAUAUGGAGGAGCGCCAGAAGUUUGAAGUGCUGGAUUAUACACCAUUCAACCCGGUGGACAAGCGUGCUGACAGCAUAGUGCGUUCGAAAAAUGGUGAAGUCAUAUUGGUAACAAAAGGCGCUCCUCAUGUCAUCAGCGAACUGGUCUGUGCAGCAGAUGACACAGCAACCCAGCAACGCCUCAAAGCAGUAAUUGAGGAAAAAGCCAGAAGAGGACUGCGUACGCUGGGUGUCGCUAUUAAGCCACUUGAUGACAAUGCUAUCACGAAACUUGACGAGGCGUCAGAAACUUGCAGCAGAAUUACAUGGAAGUUGGUCGGCUUUCUGAGUCUCUUAGAUCCGCCAAGACCUGACACCAAGGAUACACUAGAGCGCUCGAAAGGCAUGGGAGUCAGCGUAAAGAUGCUCACGGGAGACCAGCAGGCGAUUGCGGCAGAAACGGCCAGGCUGCUAGGUCUCGGAGACAAUAUAUCUGGGCCUGAGAUAUUCAGGUCAAGACCAAAAGGCCUCGAAAGCGACAUAGCGUUUCGCGAGUAUAUUAGCACUGUAGAUGGCUUUUCCGGAGUGUAUCCAGAACAUAAGUUCGAAAUCGUUGACAACCUUCAGCAAGGGGGCUGUCUAGUGGCCAUGACAGGUGAUGGAGUCAAUGACGCCCCUGCGCUGAAGCGAGCAACUGUAGGGAUAGCGGUCAGUGGUGCAACGGAAGCCGCGCGCGCUGCUGCCGACAUCAUUCUGCUGGAGCCGGGUUUAUCCAGCAUCAUUACAGUCUUCAGCCUGUCAAGGCAAAUCUUUAAGCGCAUCGAGGCCUAUAUAACCUUUCGUAUCCACGGCAGUUUUAUGACCCUGUUGUUCUGGUGGGGUUGCGUCGUGAUUUUUGACUAUGAGUAUCCUACGUGGGUGCUUGUUCUUGUUGCAAUCAUCAAUGAUUUCGUGCUUAUGAGCUGCUCCCGAGAUAACGUUCCAUCAUCCAGCAAACCGCUUAUCUGGUCAAUGCUUCAGGUUUCGACGAUCGCACUGCUGACGGCAACGCUCAUGGCUGUGUGUAUGUUGCUAUACAUAUUCCUGUCCGACCCAAAGUACGGCGUGAAUUGGUGGGAUGCCUUUGGCCUGGAAAGGUUCGAAUCUGGCGAUCUUGUUACAUUAGGUAAAAUGCCAGAGAGCUUUCAAACCGCCUCUGGAGUGUGGCUUUUAUUUACUCUAUGCAUCCAAAUCAGUUUCCACAGCUGUCGGACCCAUCACUUUGCGUUAAUAUACGGCCCUGAAAACCGCGCUCCAUCCAUAAUUGUCCUAAUACCGCAAAUAUUCGCGGUCCUCUUAACACUGUUCCUUUCGGUGUAUUGGAAGUACGAGUGGAUGAUUUCUUCGGGGCCAAGAAUGGUCGGCAUUUCAUGGGGGCACGCAGGAAUUACGAUUUUGUGGGGUCUAGUAUGGUUCGUGUUCAUCGAUGCAUGCAAAGUUACUUACUGUCAAUGCGUCUGGCCACAUCUCGCCAAAUUAGAAGCUGCAUGGAAGCGUCGAUUUAGAAAAGUAACUCUCGAAGAACAACAGUUAAGAGGGAAGGUGCGGCUAGCAGUGAAAACUAUGGAAGAACAGCGGAAGAAGAGUUCCCAAGCGUGGCGACGGCAGAGGCAAGCCGUUUUGGAAUCUGUGGGUCGCCAAAGAGCAAAGAGUAAGGGCAAACCAAAUCAAACAACAACAAAUCGAGGCGUCAGUUCUUCCAGGUCUCAAAAGCUGCCGACGAAUCGAAGAGUUCAGAGACGCACUCAAGUAGGGGGGCGCCCGUUCAAAAGGCAGGGGGUCGACCAAAAGCAGAAAAGCAGCAGUCAAUAA